AGUAGAAAUGUUUAGAUUAAGGUCCUAUAUCUUUUCAAAAUUUCCAUCUAAAACUCAAAACCCUCUUUCCAAGUAAGUGAAAAAUGAAAAACCUAAUUUGCAGUUGAAUAGUCCAGUGAGGGAAAAUUGGAAGAAUGCUUCAACAAUGGCGAUCUUCAGGUUCCUCAACGCAAUAGUCAACAACAGCAACCGCAACGGCAAGACGAACACCAUAGCACGAACCUUCCUCACCUCAACAACCGCCACAACCACCACCUUCUUCCCAUUACGCACCACUCUCUUCCCAUUACACUCUCAUCACGGCCCUCUCUUCCUCGCUUCUCCACCGUGGAAGCUCUCUCAGGCCGCCACACCUCUUCUUCUCCACCCCAACGCCGUCGUUUUGCGAAAGGUCAACUCCAUCAAUCUCAAAUUGCUUCGCGCCGCGACUAUCCCGUUAGCACCGCUUCACCGCCGUCGGGUCGAUUCCCAUUCCAAAAACCCACCACCCCAACAAGUUCUUUUUCUCCACACUUUCCUCAAUGCGCCAAAUCUCAUCUCUUUUUCCCGAUUACUCUCGGGUCCUGUUCUUGGAUGGAUGAUCAUGAAUGAUAUGUAUACUUCAGCAAUGGUGGGGUUGGCUAUCUCUGGAGCAACUGAUUGGCUGGAUGGAUAUGUGGCUAGGAAGAUGAAGAUUGAUUCUGUAGUGGGUUCCUACCUUGAUCCCCUUGCUGACAAGGUUCUUAUUGGUUCUGUUGCUAUUGCAAUGGUGCAUCAAGAUCUACUGCACCCUGGACUUGUUGGGCUUAUUGUGUUCCGAGAUGUCUUCCUUGUUGGUGCUUCAGUAUUUCAAAGGGCAAGUAGCUUGGGUUGGAAGUGGAAAAGCUGGUUUGAUUUUUUUAAUCUUGAUGGGACCCAUCGCCAAAAGGUUGAACCACUCUUUAUAAGCAAGGUGAAUACAGUGUUCCAGUUAGGAUUAGUUGUUGCAGCUCUUCUUCAACCAGACUUUGGGACACAAGAAACUCAAUCAUACAUUACUUAUCUGAGUUGGUUAGUAGCUUCAACAACAAUGGCAUCUAGUGUAGCAUAUGGAGCAAAAUAUAUGAGAUCUGGAGCUAUGCUCAAGUCAGCGUAAUUGAGGUUCCGUUGACGCAAGUACCAUGGAGCAUGCUUAAGUGGAGAUUCGAGCGAUACUUCAACAGACAUGAAGACUUGUUUGUUUAAACUGUUAAAAUAUGUUACACUAAAAGAUAAAAGAAAAUUACAUCUGUGGACUUGUUUGUUCAAAUUUUUAACAUUUUUUUACUUACAUAGUUCAUUUGGUGCUA
Messenger RNA from Lotus japonicus, 1307 nucleotides. RefSeq names its product cardiolipin synthase (CMP-forming), mitochondrial. Gene Ontology annotation, cellular component: membrane; mitochondrion. The transcript is spliced from 8 exons. Gene Ontology annotation, biological process: cardiolipin biosynthetic process. NCBI's taxonomy places the organism in Eukaryota, Viridiplantae, Streptophyta, Magnoliopsida, Fabales, Fabaceae. The record is from RefSeq and is a predicted model, not a curated record. Bases 146 to 1114 code for a protein of 322 amino acids. Gene Ontology annotation, molecular function: cardiolipin synthase activity.